Molecule: messenger RNA, 591 nt
Organism: Lynx canadensis (Canada lynx)
Lineage: Eukaryota; Metazoa; Chordata; Mammalia; Carnivora; Felidae
Product: cytochrome c oxidase subunit 5A, mitochondrial-like
Biological process (GO): mitochondrial electron transport, cytochrome c to oxygen
Cellular component (GO): mitochondrial inner membrane
Source: RefSeq, a predicted model, not a curated record
AUGAAGCUUAGGCUGUGUGCCACCAUUGCUGUCUUGCUGAGGGCCACUCUGUUGCAACAGCCACAGUCUCCUAUGCCAGCCCUUGCUGUCCAGUCAGUUCACUGCUACUCCCCUGAGUCACAUGAGACAAAUGAGGAGUUUGAUGCCCACUGGAUAACAUACUUCAACAAGCCAGAUACUGAUGCUUGCGAAUUGAGUAAAGGGAUGAACAUGCUUGUGGGCUGUGACCUGGUUCCAGAACCCAAAAUCAUUGAUGCCGCUUUGCAGGCAUUCAGACAGCUAAAGGAUUUUGCUAGUGCAUAUCACAUCCUAGAGGAGGACAAAGCAGAACCUCAUAAGGAAAUCUACUUCUGUGUCAUCCAGGAACUUAGACCAGCUUUAAAUGAACUGGAAAUCUGCAUUCCAGAGGAGCUGGGCCUUGACAAAGUGUACACCCCAUGGAUGGCUUCUCAAGGAUUUAUUCAUAAUGCUGCCUGAUUAUAGAAAAUACUGAUAAUAACAUAUUACUUUAUUUGAACAAGUUUUCCUCUAUUGAGUACCAAACGAUGUCAUGGUAACUAGAACUUUAAUAAAAGGGAAAUGAGUUUGUAC